Schistosoma margrebowiei is the source of this 638-nucleotide messenger RNA. NCBI's taxonomy places the organism in Eukaryota, Metazoa, Platyhelminthes, Trematoda, Strigeidida, Schistosomatidae. The record is from the annotation of a GenBank genome assembly.
UCAUGAAUGAAUAUGAAUGGUGUUAUGGGUGUGAACACUUAGUUUACAAUGUGCAUUCGUUACAGCACCUCCCUGACGACGUUCAAGCACAUGGACCUUUAGAUAGUUUUUCAGCCUUUCCAUUCGAGUCUUAUAUGAGACAAAUUAAGGAUUCCGUGCGUAGUGGGUUUGCAGUGGCUAAGCAAGCAGCACAGCGUUAUGCUGAGAGAAUGUCCUUCAGCGAUAGGCUUCAAAUUAGUGGCUUAACUAAUACUACCGCAAUAGGCGCUACUGAUGUCUCUACAAAACAAGUAAUUAUGUUUAACAGUAGUAAAAUCACUUCAUGUCAGCCUGAUAAUGUAGUAGUAGUGAACGGCCAGCCAGGUUUAAUCACUGAUAUAAAGGAGGAUGGACUACUAAAAUUUAGAACUUUCACUGACCCACGCAAUUACUUUGAAGAUCCAUUCCCAUCUACUGAUAUUGGAAUUUUUAGGUGCUCCGUAGUUAGCCAUGAACACACAUGGAUAUCACUUAAGGACAUUGAUUGUAAAUGUAUAGCCAUCAACUGUAUCAAUUAUGUAGUUAUAGUCCCAUUGUUGCAUACUGUAUUGUAAAUGCAUUUUGUUUCACUAGUGUUUAUUAAUGACGAUAAAUCAUUU